This is a messenger RNA of Parasteatoda tepidariorum (common house spider), 1035 nucleotides long. NCBI's taxonomy places the organism in Eukaryota, Metazoa, Arthropoda, Arachnida, Araneae, Theridiidae. The record is from RefSeq and is a predicted model, not a curated record.
AAUUUUAAAGCUUUGGCAACACUAGAAAAUCUACAAACAAGUUUAUGGAAAAAUGGGCAAUGGCUGCGUCUGUGAAUAGAUCCGAAAGUAAUCACAGAGAAAAAGUGCAGAAAGUAUUUAUACAACGGGAUUAUUCUGAAGGAACUAACGUUAAGUUUCAAACCAAAUUUCCCCCUGAACUGGAAGAUUUAAUAGAUAGACAUUUAUUUGAACAGACCAUCAAUACACUCAAUAGAAUAUACGCAGAAGCUGAGAAAACAAGCACCACAACAUUUUGCGAAGGUUGCCUUGCUUGCCUAACUUCAUACGUUAUUUAUUUGUGUAUGGAAACUCAUUAUCAAAAAUGUUUAAAAAGAAUAUCGGCUUACCUUGAAGAUCAAAAUGAAACUGUAUAUUUGCCUCGAGGUCUUCUCAUCACUGAUCCCAUAGAGAGAGGACUACGAGUUAUAGAGAUAGCUAUUUUUGUUGAUCCUUCUAAUCGAGCGUGAUAAAACAAUGCAAAGUUGGAAGUGCUAAUUAUAUUGAAACAAUUUUUUGAUUUUUUUUCUGUGCUUGUGUGUAAAUACUUCUUAAAAUGAAUAUGCUUUGUGAAUGUACAUUGUACUGACUAGUGAUUUUAAUGUCUACAAAACCUGAUAUAUUAAUUUCAGUCUGAAAAGGAUUUCUUGGUUUACUAAUUUAUUAACUCCUAUGGCAGUUUUAGUUACAAGUUUAUGUCCUCUCUUAUCUUCAUCUGUACUUAACCUUUGUCAUGCUGCAAAAAUUCGAACUGUCGUAGAUUUUAUUACAAGUGAUCCUGAGGAGUUGGUUCAGAAGAUUCAGCUGUCUUACAAAGAUAUUCUGAGCAUAAGACGUUCUCUAAUCGAUAAAUUUUCAAUAUUCCCCCAAAAUGCAGAAAGUUUACAUUUGGAACUGCUAGAAAUGCUUUCUAUACUGGACACUGGUUCUAAAAAAUUAAAUAACUUCUUAAAUGGAGGGAUUUAUUCUGGUGAAGUGACAGAAAUUCAUGGCUCUGCUGGUUCUGGAAAAACACAA